Molecule: messenger RNA, 474 nt
Organism: Arachis stenosperma
Lineage: Eukaryota; Viridiplantae; Streptophyta; Magnoliopsida; Fabales; Fabaceae
Exons: 1
Coding region: 1-474 (157 amino acids)
Source: RefSeq, a predicted model, not a curated record
AUGAGUCCAUUCUGCCUUGUCUAUGGAAAGGCAUGUCACCUUCCAGUGGAGGUGGAACACAAGGCAUACUGGGUGGUGAAGGAAUGCAACUUAGGAUUAGGGGGAGCCGGCAUUGAAAGGGAAUUGGAAUGCCUUCACCUAAAAGCAUAUGAGAACUCUAGACUCUACAAGAAAAAGGUGAAGGUGGUGCAUGACAAGAAUAUCAAGAGAAGAGAGUUUAGAGCUGGGGAUUUAGUCCUCCUCUAUAACUCACGGUUGAGACUCAUGCCAGGUAAGUUGCGAUCAAGGUGUGAAGGACCCUACAGAGUGAAAAAGGCAGAACCAUAUGGAGUCUUCCACCUGAGUCAUCCUUCAAGCCCCACUUUCUUCAAGGUCAAUGGCCACCGCUUGAAGCUAUAUCAUGGUGAAAAGAUGAAGAACAGCAAGGAGUUGAAGAUCUUCCUCUUGGCGGAUCCAGCAACAGCAGAAGACUAA